Molecule: messenger RNA, 3417 nt
Organism: Ailuropoda melanoleuca (giant panda)
Lineage: Eukaryota; Metazoa; Chordata; Mammalia; Carnivora; Ursidae
Gene: NDE1
Product: nudE neurodevelopment protein 1
Exons: 9
Coding region: 150-1115 (321 amino acids)
Biological process (GO): mitotic centrosome separation; cell migration; establishment of mitotic spindle orientation
Cellular component (GO): kinesin complex; centrosome; kinetochore
Molecular function (GO): microtubule binding
Source: RefSeq, a predicted model, not a curated record
CAGCCAAUAGUCGGCGCCCUCCGCGGGCGCGGGGGUGGGGGCGGUGGUCAGAGGCCCCGGGAGCGCGGUUCGCGGCUGCCGCCGCCCGUCCUCGCGGACCGAGCUGACACCAUGCCACAGGAAGAGUGACCUCUUGGUCUGUUUUCACCAUGGAGGACUCAGGAAAGACUUUCGGCUCUGAGGAGGAAGAAACUAACUACUGGAAAGAUCUGGCUAUGACCUACAAGCAGAGGGCAGAGAAUACGCAGGAGGAGCUCCGAGAAUUCCAGGAGGGAAGCCGCGAAUACGAAGCUGAAUUGGAGACACAGCUGCAACAGAUCGAAACCAGGAACAGGGACCUCCUGUCGGAAAAUAACCGCCUUCGCUUGGAGCUGGAAACCAUCAAGGAGAAGUUUGAAACACAGCACUCAGAAGGCUACCGGCAGAUCUCGGCCUUGGAGGAUGACCUUGCCCAGACCAAAGCAAUUAAGGAUCAACUGCAGAAGUACAUCCGAGAGCUGGAGCAAGCAAACGAUGACUUGGAAAGAGCAAAACGGGCCACAAUUAUGUCUCUGGAAGAUUUUGAGCAGCGUUUGAAUCAAGCCAUUGAAAGAAAUGCCUUCCUGGAGAGCGAACUGGAUGAGAAGGAGAAUCUCCUAGAAUCUGUUCAGCGGCUGAAGGAUGAAGCCAGAGGUCAGGAGGCCUUGGCUUUGUUCUGUGUGCCCUCACCAGCGUUUACACCCAUAGCUCAUCGGGGACCCAGCGCUAACUUAAACACACCAGGGACGUUCAGACGUGGUCUGGACGACUCCACGGGUGGGACCCCCCUCACUCCUGCAGCGCGGAUAUCGGCCCUCAACAUCGUGGGAGACCUGCUUCGGAAAGUAGGGGCCCUGGAGUCCAAACUUGCAUCCUGCGGGAACUUCGUGUAUGAUCAGUCCCCAAACCGUACGAGUGGCCCCGGCUCGGGGCGGGGAAGCAAGCACAGAGAUGGCGGUGAGAGACAGCCAAGCAGCGCUGGCUUGCCUCUGGGUGACAAAGGGUUGGGAAAACGCCUGGAAUUUGGGAAGCCGCCUUCAAAUAUUUCCGCACCGUCGCUGCCAUCAGCCCAGGGCGUAGUCAAGAUGUUGCUUUAGGAAAUCCACGGAAGCUGAAGCCCCAUUGUGUCUGUGCGGGAGUCCUACCUUUCUUCCCCUCUUUAAACUAGGUUUCUGUGUUUUUAAGUUAGAGAAAUAGGAGCAAACAGUCACAUUAGCCAAUGAGGCUAUCGCCUGUGGCCCCUGGUAGUUGGCCCAGGGAAAUGUUGUGUCAUGAUCCCUAUCCUGCUUGCUGGUGUGGACGGGGACAAACGGGACCCUCUGGAAAGGGCUCGAAGGUGCAGAUGCCGAGGCUACCCCAUCAUUGUGAGCUGACCUGAGUCCUGAAUGGUUCUGAAAUGUGUUUUUAAUGUCUGGAGAUGCCUUAAAAGUGGGAUGUGAGCCCACCUCACUCAGGCUGUCUUCCAGAACAAAAUCUCCCAGGGCUCUGUGGCACAGGGAGGGUCUGGGUAAUGAAAUCAUGUCUAGGAGAGAGGAGUAGAACAGGCACGUGCCUUUUUGAGAAGAAACUACGGUCUUGUGUACCUCUGGCACUUUUUAAUCUGCCUCUCACUGAGGCAUUGAGCUUGUGUUUCAGAGGAGAUCUUGUGUGGACCAGGUCAGUGGAAAGUCUGUGUCCUUUUUAGAUCGAUCCUGAUGGUUGGUCUUCCUUGAACUUCUGCCCUGGCCUGAGGGUGACCUCCGCUUGAGGACCCUGACGGUCUACGGGGUGGCAUGGCCUUGGGAAUGCAGCCCCUAAGAGCAGGACAUCAUUCAAAGUUUUGAUAAAAUAAUCAGGGUGACCUCCAAAUAAGCUUAAACCACAGGAUUGUUGUUGGAAUCUUCCUUGUCAAAGAAGAAACAAACACGGGAUUUCCACGCGGACGUUGUACAUACUCAACCCUGCUUGGUGUGAGCUGCCGUCUCACGCUUUUGGAGGCGUGUAAAAAGAACACAGGAAUUCAGGAGCAUGCAUGCAGCCUAACGACCUUUUGUUACUAAGUUAUUUUUCCAAAAGAAUAGCAAAAAUAUCCUUGAGUUGAAGAUAGAACUUUACAAGUGCUACUGAAAUUCAACAGAGACUUGAUCUCUGGUGCCCGGCUCCUUACCCUGGGAACAUUCUAACCUGUAUUGGUGAAAGACGUACUUUUAUUUUUUUUAAAAGAACAAUAAAAUCAAGAGAAACUAAUUUCCAGUUAGUUUGUGGUGGUGGUCAGUAAACACUGCUUUGUUUGUGCUUUUUACGUUCGCUCAUAUGGUGGAAAAAACUUGGUUAAAAAACAAGUAAGUAAAUAUGAAAAAAAAAUCCUUUUUAAAAAAACUCUCUUCAGUUCGGCUUCUUAGAAGUGUAUUUGGGAGAUGUUUGUGCAUUGCUCAGGGUAUAAUUCGCAUUUAGUCAUUGGCUUGAGUUUUUUAGUUGGUGUUAUUUCUUCUCUUCUCAAAUCUAUUGGACCCCACGGAGUCGAUGUGUGGAAUUUUGUGUGUCGAAUAGAACUUGUGCAAGGGAUCUCCAUCUGGAACAGUCAAGCUGAGGAAGGAAAGGACCCACAGCCUGGUGUUGUAUGACCCCCUCAGUAAGAAUGGUUUUUAUGUUUUUAAAGGGUUAUUUAAAAAAAAAAAAAAAAGGAAAGAUAAACAUGUGACUGAGACCAGAUGUAGCCUGAAAUAUUGACUCUCUGGCCUUCACAGGAAGUUUGUUGGCCCUGCUGGAUGAAGUCUUAUGUUUUAACUUUAAAAUUCAAGGAUCUCUUGUAUUCUUCACAGUGUGUAUGUGUGUAUGGGUUUGGAUUGAUAAGGAUGUUCUUUCUGGUCACGUUCCUACUUCCUGGGCCGGGAGCCUCCCAGCUCUGGUUGGAGAAGUCACGUCACACAGACUCACGUGACCUCCCUGCUUGCCUUUUUUUUUUUGGCCAGCUGUGGGAUCUCGGACAAUUCGUUUCACCUCCCUAGGCCUCAGUUUCCCCAUUUAUGAAUGACUUCACAGAGUCCCCACAAGGAUUCGGUGAGAACACUCUUCCCUCCAUUCUUUCACUCUCGGAAACCACAGAAGAGCUGAGUGCAUUCCAGUGAUGUAUAACCUUUUAUUCGUGAGGGUGUCCUUAAGUACAGUCGGGGUGCAUAUAAAACAGUGUAACAUUCCUGCUCUUACCCGCUGGAGCAGUGUCUCCUUUUUAAUUCCUGUGACUACCGAAGGCACUUGGUCUCCGUGAACUGUGUGCGUCUGAGGUGUGGUAACCGGGAGGAUAAGGAACUCAAACAGGGGCCCACUCGACACGUUGGAAGGGUACACAGGUUAGGGAAUGACUUGGGGGCGGGAGGCGGCGGCACCCACUUCGGUGACUUCCUCCCCAUGCCAUGUAAA